Scomber japonicus (chub mackerel) is the source of this 522-nucleotide messenger RNA. RefSeq names its product lens intrinsic membrane protein 2.1 (gene lim2.1). Gene Ontology annotation, molecular function: structural constituent of eye lens. Bases 1 to 522 code for a protein of 173 amino acids. Gene Ontology annotation, cellular component: plasma membrane. The transcript is spliced from 4 exons. The record is from RefSeq and is a predicted model, not a curated record. Lineage: Eukaryota; Metazoa; Chordata; Actinopteri; Scombriformes; Scombridae.
AUGUACAGCUUUAUGGGUGGAGGGUUGUUCUGUGCAGGAGUGGGGAACAUCCUCCUGAUCGUUUCCACAGCAACCGAUUACUGGAUGCAGUAUCGGCAGUCCGGCAACUACAUGCACCAGGGCCUGUGGCGCUACUGUAUGCCGGGGAAAUGCUUCCCACACAACAUCAGCAUUGCCCACUUAGACGCCACCCGCGCCCUCAUGAUCCUCUCUCUUUUGGCCUGUUUCAUUGGCAUCAUCAUUGGCAUUAUGGCUUUCAUCCAUUACUCCUCCUUCGACAGGUUUGACAAAACCUUUGCUGCAGGCAUAUUGUUUUUCAUCUCAUGCUUUUUAGUGUUUCUAGCAAUGGCAGUGUACACUGGUGUGACAAUUAACUACUACGGGAAACGCUAUGGAAACUGGAGGUUCUCCUGGUCCUAUAUCAUUGGCUGGGUUUCAGUGGUGCUCACCUUCUUUUCAGGUAUAUUCUAUCUGUGUGCCUAUCGGAUGCAUGAAUGCCCCAGAAGCGCUAACUCUCAUUAG